CUCUGGGAUAGACCGACUAUUGAAGACAAUGGUUGAUAUCUUUGAUUACCUAUAUCAUAUACAUACGCAAUACAUCAGCCAAAUUUGAACACACGCUAUAUUUUUUAUUAAUAGCAAACAUUGGAUUUAAUAUUUUUCAAGAAAGAAAACGGUUGGAACAUUCAGGAUGGGAUUACUGACAUUUGCAGGAAGGAUAGUGCUUGUUGUUCUCAAUAUCAUCUUUAUUCUGGUUUCGCUUGCGCUGAUUAUCGGUGGAUUUAUUUUGAGAUUUGCACAUGAAUGGAUCCGACCAACGAUUAAGACCGUCCUGGAUUCAAUUUCUAGUGCCGCCGACAAGAUCUAUAGCACCAAUAUAGACACUGAUAAAUUUGAACUCGGCAGUGUUGUGAGCGAUAUUGCCACAGUGAUGAUAGUUCUAGGACUGGUUCUCCUAGGACUCUCAUUUGUUGGUUGUUGCGGAGCAUGUUGUAACUUUUCUACAAUUAUGCUGGUGUAUGCAAUAAUCCUUAUCGUGAUACUACUGGCCCAGGUCAUAGUGAUCAUUAUAGCUUUUGCUUUCCCGAACGAGAUAAAGAAGAGAAUAAGACCAGUGAUGAAGGAUUCCCUGGACGAGUAUCAAGGUUUGAAAGGAUCGACAGUCAACUCUCUAGCCUGGAAUUGGGCAAUGCAAGAGUUCCAAUGUUGUGGACCAGACAUGUACACUGAUUUUAAUGGCAAAGGAAGCUGGAAAUCGGCUGCUGGAGAUGGUGUGGAUGUUAUUACUCCGACUGCCUGCUGCAAAACACUCCCGAGCGACACCGCAGGUGUUGCAAACUGUGCAGGAGAUAACACCAAACAGAUUGCCAACAUUACCUCUAUGAGCAACUAUGACAAGAGUUGUAUUGACGCUGUUUGGACAAGGGUUGUUGAAGACCAAACGAGCUAUUACUACACAGUCGUAGGGUUUUGCUUGCUUGCUCAGAUCGUGUUGAUCAUUUUCGCCUGCCUUGUGUACAAAGAUCGUGGGAUCAGUGGUGGCCUUGUGUAAAGUGAAAACUUUGAUAUGGGAAAUCACAUUGAAUGCUGCUUAUUAAAAGUACUAAUAUGUUGUAAAUUAUAAUCGAGGCUGAGCCUGACAGUUAUUCAUUGUUCCUGUUUGUCAGUUAUUGCUUGUAUUAUACGAAUCUUACAUCUUGCUACAUUUAAAACAAACAAGUCUUUUCUACGUCAAAGAUCUCAAUGUUUCACUUAAUGGGGUGGCAAUUGUAUUUCAUUCAUUGUUACAACAUUUUUAAAACCGGUAAAGGUAUCCAUCAAAUAUUCUUAAUGAUCAUAGGCACUCUCUGUGAUCUAAAAAUACAGUAAAAUGUAAAAGAUAUUGCACUAGAUAUAAUCUGUUAAACAAUACUAGUGUUCAUCCAUAAUUUGGCUGCUUUUUGCAAUUGAUUAUGUUUUUAAAGGAAAUGUCCCUAAAAGUAUUUAUAUUUUGUUGAAACAGUAUAAAUUCAUUUGUAGUAUAUUAUGUGUCGUAUGUCCAUGUUGCGGAAAUGACAUUUCUUUUUAUGUACGCAAUUUGUGGAAAUAGGAACUUGUGAAAUUCUUUUGAAUAACCGUUGGUUUUUAAUAUAUGAACAAAAAGGCUUAAA
Mercenaria mercenaria is the source of this 1625-nucleotide messenger RNA. RefSeq names its product tetraspanin-9-like. Lineage: Eukaryota; Metazoa; Mollusca; Bivalvia; Venerida; Veneridae. The coding region runs from base 167 to 1027 and encodes 286 amino acids. Gene Ontology annotation, cellular component: membrane. The transcript is spliced from 9 exons. The record is from RefSeq and is a predicted model, not a curated record.